UCUUAUAAGUUCUGUUUUCCUUAAACUGAUUUAGAAGACUGUGAUCGUUGCAUAUGGUUGUAGAUGCUGAAAGAUCCAUGAUUGUUAUACAGAAUGUAGGGAAAAUUAGACUGUUCUCUUUUUUAUGAAUAUUGAAUAACAAUGUGAUUUUUUAGUGAUGUCCAUUCUGGGGAGUCAUGGUCAUGUGAUGGGUUUUUACACACUGACAUGCAAAUUGACUCCGUUACAACACGGCAAUUAAGUGUGUGUCAAAUUCUGCUGUAGCUGACCAAUACAGAUAAUGUGGCCUUUGCAUCUCUCAAGGUUUUUUCCUCCAUUUAAUUUACAUGCAGCAUGACAACCACUUUAAGACAGGUACAGUAUUGCAUACACACUUAAGCUCUGCAUGGUUUAUAUUCUUCAGUCCCUUUCUAUUCCUGAUGCAUAUGAUGUCUUGUCACAUCACUAGGAAUGAUUAAAGGAGUAGUUCACUUCAAAAUAUGCCCCCAUUCACUUACCAGAGUAAUUGUUAUUCCUACACUGGAAAGGGGCACUUGUUAAAGUGAACGACUCCUUUAAAACAUUAUUUUGAAGUUUCUUGGCAUGUUUAUGUUUUCAAACAUGCAUAUCAGUAAAUGUGUUUAUUAUUUGUACAUUACAUCACUGUUUUUUUCUCACAAAAUGCAUGUCUAAAGAAUACCACAAUGCCUGUUUUCUGAUGGGAAAGACAUUUGAUAUUUUCCACAUACUGAAAUUCAGAACUCUAAAUUAAGUUCAAGUGAAUUCUGUCCGAUAGUUAAAACUAUUACAUUCUGCUCAUUAUAUUUAAAAACGUGAAGUUACAGUAUGUCUAUCUUUUUGCAUCAAGUAUAGUAUAAUUCCUUAUAAAAUCACCGCAGUAGAUGUUUACACGUUUGCCAUUCACUGGCUGAAAGUCAUCAGUAUAAGUUUUUCUCAUUCACUGCAUCUUUGGCCCAUCCUCCAGAGGUCCAGCGGUCCCUCCUCCGGCUCAACCCUGCAUAUGACGCUCAUAUGUGGGUGUAGACACACGCUCAUCACAGCUGAAUUCAGCCUCGCAUCCUCCGUGUUAUCUGGAUUACCUUUCAUUCUUAUAUACCAUUUAUUUUAUUCUUUGUGCUUUGUCUGUUGACUACACAAUGUAUCGUACUGUCAUAUGUGACAAUGGAUACCCGAAUUUUGACUUGAUUUAUUGAUCAGUUCGUCAUUCUCUGUUUGCUGUUGUACGUUUCUAGAUGAUGUUCCUCGAGAUGAGAUCGUAUUAAAUCCCCAAAAGACAUUAAAGGGUGAGGUGUUAUGCGGUUAAUGUUACCAAGAGGCGCGAAACUGAGCUCGUCCUUUUAGCUUUAUUCCGAAAUGAGGCAGGAAAGGUUUGUGUCCUCGAGGAGAUCGAGGGUUUGCGUGAAACGACAGAAUGCAGGUGGAGGAGUCGGUAAUAUUAUUAGUAAUGUGCUGAAGAAACGCAACGGCAUCUCAAGAAGAGCGCCACGCCUGCUGUGCACACUAGAGCCAGGCGUCGACACCAGGUUGAAGUUCACUAUCGAACCAUCUCUUGGCAAAAACGGAUUUCAACAAUGGUACGAUGCCCUGAAAGCAGUGGCCAGGCUCCCAGCUGGCAUCCCCAAAGAAUGGAGAAAAAGGGUAUGGCUGACAUUGACUGAUCAGUACCUCCACAGCAUCUCUAUUGACUGGGAGAAGACAAUGAGGUUUGCCUUCAAUGAUCGUAGCAAUCCAGAUGAUGACUUGCUCGGAAUUCAAAUAGUCAAGGACUUGCACCGGACAGGCUGCAGUUCCUAUUGUGGCCAGGAGGCGGAACAGGACCGGGUGGUGUUAAAGCGGGUACUGCUGGCAUAUGCCCGCUGGAACAAGACUGUCGGCUAUUGCCAGGGCUUUAAUGUUUUGGCUGCCCUAAUCCUGAAGGUCACAGAGGGAAAUGAAGGAGAUGCAUUAAAGGUGAUGAUAUAUUUGAUUGAUAAGGUGCUUCCCGAGAGCUACUUUGCCAAUAACCUGCGUUCCCUCUCGGUGGACAUGGCAGUGUUCAGAGAUCUGCUACGACUGAAGCUUCCAGAACUUUCUCAGCAUCUUCAUCAUCUACAGAAAGUUGCCAAUCGGGAAGGAGGAGGCAGCUAUGAACCGCCGCUCACUAACGUCUUCACCAUGCAGUGGUUUCUCACCAUGUUUGCUACCUGUCUGCCCCAUUGCACCGUGCUGAAGAUCUGGGACUCUGUCUUUUUUGAAGGCUCUGAAAUGCUGCUGCGUGUAGCUCUCGCCAUCUGGGCCAAACUGGGAGAGAGAAUUGAGGAGUGUCAGACUGCCGAUGAGUUUUACAGUAUAAUGGGAUGUCUUACACAGGAGAUGCUGGAACACAACCUCAUCGAUUCCAAUGAACUCAUGCAGACGGUCUACUCCAUGGCUCCCUUCCCAUUUCCCCAGCUUGCUGAGCUCAGGGAGAAAUACACAUACAACAUCACUCCAUUCCCUGCCCCGGUCAGAGCUAACAGCAGUCAGGCACUCCAUGGAUGGGAGAGUGACGAUGACGUUGACAUGGAUGAUGAAGACCCCAUCAUUACCGCUCUGGGCUGCCUGGGACCUCUUGGUGGACUUCUGGCUCCUGAGAUCCAGAGAUAUCAAAAGCAUCUCAAAGAUCAGAAAACAUCGCACAGCUCUCACGGUAGUAACAUUGCCGAGCUCAGUCCAGGGGCGGUGGGCGGAGGACGGGCAGAGCAUCAGGCGGCCAUCAACAGCAUGAUGCUGGAGCGGAUGAGCACUGACAUCAGCGCGCUAAAGAAACAAUACUCCCGCAUUAAACAAAAACAACAGCAGCAAGCCGGUCUCCUCUACAUUCAUUCAGGACCUCCAGUGGAAGCUGAAACUAUUGAACCUCAUCAAACCAGUAAAAUACAGAACCAACACACUGAUAAAUGUCCAGCCACCAGCAUCCUUGCCUCCCAGCUUGGUCCCUCCCCUGUGGUCAACCAUCUUCUGCUAGGUAGGAAGCCCAGGCCUGGUCAGCAGUCCAUAAAAAAUUGUAUCAUUCAUAACGAAGGAAUGUGCCCUCAAGACCACUCGACCCCCAGCCAGGACCACACGUCCCGGGCCAGGCUCCAUUCCCCCUGGCGAAGCCACGUGCGCACCCACCGGAAGAACAUUGCCAGGGCACGGGCCCAGCUCGGCUUUGACGAUUCUCUAGAAGUAGAGGACGACGAAACCUUUGUGAGCAAAACCGAAGAAGUGUCUGAAGAAAAAAGUGAGGAACAAGGGGUUGAAAAAGAGACAGAAAAGCUGGAGAUGUCUGAAGAGACAACGGUGGUGGCUGAAGGCACAGAUACCUCUCCGCAAGACCACAGCUGUGGAGAAGAAGAGGAGGUCCAACAGAUAGAGAACCAGCUGUCUUCUCUCGAGCUGGAACAUUCACCGGAACCAACAACUCCAAACUCCACCGACCUAGAACCUCCUACACCAACUCCACCUCUGGAUGCCCAGUCAGAUGUGGAGCCCAACUCCACUUCUCCAUCUUCAGUCGCCUCCACGUGUCGUCCAUCAUUAGACUCUUCUAGCUCAGAAAGUAGCAGCUCGGUUAGAAGAAGCCCAUCAAACUUAGCAGAGGAACCCACAAAACCACAGAUCUUCUCUCCAUUCCCCAGCAUCAAAACGCCUCGCAAGUCUACCGCCGCAAGAAACUUGGGCCUUUAUGGGCCGACUGCUAGAACUCCAAACGUAAACUUUCCUCAGAUGAGUAGAAGUCUGAAUCAGAUAGGAAGCACCACCAAACGACGAUGAUGAGUGUCACCUACAGACAAGAACAUAUGUGAAGAUAAAGUCGCUGAAACUCCUGAACUAUCAGGCAAGCACACAUACUACAGACUUUAGUAUGAGUCCAGUUUCCAACUGACAUCAAUUAAUGAAGGCUGUUUCUGCUGUUGUUAUUUUUAUGAGAUCCUCCCAAAAAUACUCAAAUAAAGAUCUGAAGAGUUUAAUGAGCUCAAAUAAAACUAUUUGCUGCAUGUUAAGGCCAACAGUAUUUGCCAUGAUGCAAUGUUUACUCGUAUUUAGAAAACUCAAAUGAUCUUACUAUAAUGAUGUAAAAUGUUAUAUUUAUUGACCAUGGGAAAUACUACAGUUUUGAGCUGGACACAGAUGCUACGCCUUUAUUCCAUAAUAUCUAAGCCAUGAAGUUCUUGUAUGUAAAGCAGUUUUGUUGUUCAUGCCUACUUGAUUUAGUUCUUUUGUGCCCUGUACCACAAAUCUGUUUGGUUUAUCAUAAUCUGUGACUUUAAUUAAAUUAAAGUCAACAUAUGUAUGUACGUUCUCCUCACUUUUUGUAUGUCAUCUUCCAAGUAAAUUGUGUUUCAGGUGACAUCUGACAAACACGUUAUUGUCAAAGAGUUGUUUUGAAUGCUGAUUAUUCUUUGGUGCUUGGCACUGGGAUCCACAUAUCCCCAUCAUGAAUAAAAGACAUGAAAGUCAUGA
Triplophysa dalaica is the source of this 4467-nucleotide messenger RNA. It is a transcript of the gene tbc1d30, whose product is annotated as TBC1 domain family, member 30. Gene Ontology annotation, cellular component: endoplasmic reticulum. Bases 1354 to 3777 code for a protein of 807 amino acids. NCBI's taxonomy places the organism in Eukaryota, Metazoa, Chordata, Actinopteri, Cypriniformes, Nemacheilidae. The record is from RefSeq and is a predicted model, not a curated record. The transcript has 13 exons.